AUGGAGUUCCUCGUGCCAGCGUUCCAGAGCCUCUGUGCGUCGGGCGCGCUGCAGCGUCAAGCACCCGACGAGACGUGCUUGGAGCGGCAGAUCCGUCGCCUGCGUCUGCGCCUCGACACGGACAACGUGUUGCCGCUUGACGUCGUACUGGAAAGUGCGAACACACGCCUCGAAGAACUCGAGACCGAGCUGCGCAAGCGCGCCACGCCGAUCGAGUGGAUCGUCACAGCCUACCGCCCGGCGACGACCGACACGCGCUCGAGUACGCUUGAGCCACGCACGGAGGCGGCGCUGCGUCAACCGACUGGAUCCGACGGGCCUGUCCGGUACCUAGAUGGCGACGCCGACGACGCCGUGACGUUUCGCGUCACGGUUCCUGCAGAGCCACCGCAGUUUGGCCCACCGCCCGAGCGUGUACCCAUGAAGUGGGCGACGGCGGUGGCCACGUCCACGCCGAGCCCGCCGCUGUCGUUGAAGCCGAAAGCACCGGUGCAGGCCGCGCCGGCAGCGACGCGCGUGGCGCCCCGGAAGAUGCACGUCGCGGCUGCUCCGACAGCGCCAAAGAGCGUCAAGUCCCGCAGCCUCGUCGCCAAGAAGGCCGCCAGCAUCGGCCGGCGUCGGGCUGACCUCUGAAACCACACUGGUUUGACCUCUCAGAACCUAUUAUAUGGUAGAUCUGAUAAGAUCCCGUCGGAGGAUAAUGAUGGCCACAUCGAGCCUUG
Messenger RNA from Saprolegnia diclina VS20, 722 nucleotides. RefSeq lists its product as hypothetical. The transcript has a single exon. Bases 1 to 633 code for a protein of 210 amino acids. The record is from RefSeq and is a predicted model, not a curated record. Lineage: Eukaryota; Oomycota; Saprolegniomycetes; Saprolegniales; Saprolegniaceae.